Ceraceosorus bombacis is the source of this 1702-nucleotide messenger RNA. The record is from the annotation of a GenBank genome assembly. Lineage: Eukaryota; Fungi; Basidiomycota; Exobasidiomycetes; Ceraceosorales; Ceraceosoraceae.
AUGACUGCAUACGCCAAGCUCUCACACACGCAGCCCUCUUGCAUCGACUCUGCACCUGUGCUUCGCACUAGCCCAAGUCUAACCAACGAGCCACCUAUCUCUACGCGCGCAGCGCAGAUGAUCUCUUCGAGGCGCAUCAACAAGGUGCUGCAGCUCGCGACUGCCGAAGCGGCUCGUAGUGGGCUCAGGCGUAGACACGGGGCUGUCAUACUCAAGGGAGGAAAGGUGCUGUCUAGCGGUCACAACCUUACCCGACCGCGUUUCUCCGGAGAUGCUCCAACAAACACUUCCAACUCGCUUAGCGAGCUUGGCAAGUCGCAAACUGCAAUGGCGUUCAGCAUGCAUGCUGAAAUGAGUGCUAUUUCGAACGCUUUGGGCGGCGCUAGGCCGCCUACUGUCAAGGUGAGUUGCGGAGGUCCACCUGCGGAGUAGAUUGAGCGGCCCAUGAAGAGCCAUUCAAGACGACAAAUCGAACAGCUGCAACUCUGAUUGUCUCUAUACUGACCAAUUCAACGUGCUCGAUCGCCCAGCUCGGCAGCGUGCCGCUGACCUUGCGUUUGCAGCACACCUACGCCGUGCUUGCCGACACUGACAGCACCUCCGCACGCCGUCCCACCCCAUUCCCUCAAGAGGAUGCGGAGCUGCUCAAGCUCAAGUCUUUGGCGAGAAAGGAGCAAAUGAAGUGUCAGAAGUCUUUCGGGUCCGGCAGCUCCGCAUCGAGCGAUGCAGAAGCUGCCGAUGCUCAGCAAGACAUCCGCAACACUUCGCUGAAUCCGAAGCAUAAGCCGAAGCCAAAGCUGAAGCCAAAGUCGGAAGUGGAUCGGCAAGAACAUACAAGGCCGUCCGAGGCAACACAAGCUGUCGAUGCAGUCCAGCCGCUUUCUUGCACCGCCGUGGACCCGCAGGAUAGGUGGGGAUUUAAACCGCGCUCUAUCCCGAUUGAGGAAGAGAAAGGGAAACUCAAAUGGAAAGGCAAACCAAAAUCGAAACCAAAACCACGAGCUCUACGAGCGAAAGCUUGCGGGCUGCAGCGUCAGCUUGAGAGAGACAAUCGAGAUGCAAGAUUGUUGUGCUGGCGCUGCAGCACAUGAACCCAGCCAGUCGCCUGGUCCCACUCUGAGGCACUCAGCUAGCCCUGCCGCCCAGAUCCCAAACGUUGCCUCUGUGACUGGCUCGGCACCCAGCGCAAGGCUGCGAGGAGCAGACAUUUACGUCGUGCGCUUGCAAGAGUCGCCCUUUUCGAGGGCAGAGCUCAGAAGAAAGCGACGCGAGCGCGAGCAAAGAAGACGAGUCGGUGCAUGCUCAGAUGCGGCAGAAAACGUGAACACGAGGUUCGUCGGCUCUGAACACAUCAACGAGGAGCAACCAGCUUGCGUCGAUUCCGACUACGCCGACUCGAGACCCUGCUGGAGGUGAGCAAAAGCUUGGAGAGAGCUGUACGUGGCUGGAAUGGGCACUCGGCUGACGUCACGCGGAUACAGGUGCAUACAAUGGUGUCGAUGGGCGGGCAUCAAACGAGCAUUUUGGACAACGAAGGAUGGCCGGUGAGUAGCAUGCCUGGUGGACAAAGAGUGUCAUGCGAUGUUUACUGAGUACGCCUUGCUGGAUCAGAUGGGAGGGCGCAAAGAUUUCGGACCUCGUUGCCGGGUCCAGCAGCUUGCACAUUACAAGAGCCGAGAUGCAGUCCCAUCUUUGGCUUUGA